UAUUUUAUCGUUCAGUUUGAAUCGAGUUUCCCUACGGUGAUGUGCUAAGUAGUUCGAGACAGAGCGUUUCUAGCGUUAAACGGUUAAAAGGUUUUUGGCCUACGAUCGCGGAGUUACUGGAGUUCUACGAGACCAUCAUCGUAUCGCCAUCCCACCGACUUGUUUUUUGCGCCUCUAGGAAGGUGCACUUUCUGGGACCCGGAAAGGCUGACACCGCCUGACUCUUAGCAGGAUUGACCAGAAAGAUUGCAGAUUGGCCCCGAUCCCAUCAUAUGCUCUUUCAUCUUUCAACCAUAUUAAGUAUUGCUUGACAGGCUGAGUGGGCAUUCAAUCACGAGCGAAUGGCAUUUGCAGUUUUCCUUGCUCUGUGAAAUUAGUAGCACAGUGUCGAAAGGUGCGAAAAACAAGUCAAAAAAGUGUACCUCUGACCGCAGAGACGUUUCGAGGAAAGUGAGGUUGACACAGACGAUCUGGAUUCAAGUUUGAAGACUUGGACACAGGUGGGACGCGAUAGGAAGCAAUAAAACUCCAAUCAAGAUCUGCAGCACACAUACGGAAGCCUCCAAAGGCAGGCAAACGAACACGAACAUCUCUCGACCAGGAUCCAGCCAAUAUUUGGGGCGUGAGCGGACAGCGGACAGUUGCAUUCUUCAAACGAAAAGAAAUCACGGAAGAAACCAAACCAAAACUUCGUCGCCCAAUCGACGGGCCCAGCUGAAAGCCUUCGCAUUUGGUUUGACCACUCUCUAGCGAAAGGCUGCAGUGACCCGUUUCUGUUACGCCGUUUGGCAGCCCUCUAAGUCCAACAAUUGACCGGGAACUUCGACUCUUCAGUGCUGCAGAAUCUUUGACCGAACCGUAGGCUAAACAUUAUUUAACGUUCGAGACAACAUUAACGCCAACAAUAGCAUUGGCUACAUAACAUCAUCAUCAACAACAACAGCAACACCGUUUUUAACAAAACAAUAGCAGACACAUUCAACAACUUCUGCUACAAACUAGUGAAUCGAAUUCAAGAAAAUAAGAAGAAUAACCAAACAGUAAGAAGCAAAGGCAAAACACGUGAAGGUAAUCAUAACGUGAGAUAACCAGCAGCAAGGCCGAAGAAAACGAGUGAAAUUGUAAAUAAGCGGAAAAAAUAUGAAAGGAAAGUGAAUUGAAUUUUGAUUCCAUUCGAGUUUUGCCGCCCUUCUUCUGCUGCUGGGCACUGACGAGGAGUGGAAGAAAGAUAGCAACAACAAAAAAGUGUGAGUGAGUGAGUAAGUAAUCGAAUGCGAGCAAGUUGAGUACUUGAAAAAAGUGUCUAAACGGAAAAUAACGAAAAGAAGUUAAUGCACCUUCCUCUGUCACGAAGUUCGCGUAAUCUGGCAAAAGUAGCCGAAUCCGUAUAAGUGUGAAGCCAGAGAAGAACCAGUGAAAAAAGUUUUUAAAAUUAAGAAUAACUAGCAUUAAAUCGUGGAGCUGAGCAUCAUGAUCCACCUUUAAAGCAGCCGGCAUUCAAUAAUGAUAAAGAGUGAGUCCAUCAGUGUAAGAAAAAGAGCGAACCAAGCUCUGAAAUCUCAUUGAUGAAGUGUCCGGGAGUCAUAUCUCAACGGAAUCAAUCGGAUUGUCAAAAGCGAGUCUCCAAAGUGCUGCUCUCCAUCCGGAAGCAACCAACAAAUUCAACAGCUUCCCUUAUGAAGUAAGAUGUUAGGUCCCACCAAAUGGAGACUCCUCACGAUAGUCGCCGGAAUACUACUUGCACAUGCCAUUGAGUCACCAAACAGCGGAAAGAGCAACAAGCUCAAAGGCUCAGUCCGUACGUUUUCCAAUUCAGAUCUUGGACUGCGGAUAGAAUCUUUGGAGCCCUGGGGCACACGAACGAUCACUUCCCGGAACCUGCUAGUUCCUCAUCAAACCUUCUCGAAUGUAGACAAUAUACGAUACAUAGAUAGUCGAUCAGCCAAUAGCCGCUUGUUGCGCAACACUUUCGGUGCAUUUAGAUUUGCUGAACCCCAGCCAUACCCAGGGCCUCUACAGCCUCAAAACAUUCCACAACGGCAGGCAAAAUCCAUCCCGAAUCGACGCUCUGAUGAUGAUGCACAUCACCUUGGCCUGAGAAUAGUGGCUCAACCGGAACAGAGUACUUCAGCGUCUAUUCCUGAAGAACUUCCAACUCCGGCUACACUUUUCGCAGAAGAACAUUUCUACGAACUUAAAAAUGUCACUCAAGGACAGCAGUUUCGCUACAAAAUCAUUCCCAUCAAUUAUUUCUAUCAAGAACCUAAGCCCAACUAUCCCUUAACUCCCAUUCACAACAAUCUUCCUCCAAAAACAACUCAAAAUGACGAGCCUCAAGAUGUUGUUUUCCCUUCGGAAAGCUCGGACUACAAUUCAAGUCUCGAGAGUAACGACACACAAACGUCUGAAUCUGGCACUCCCAGUGCUCGUCGCUCAGGAAUUCAAUUUCCACCGGGACCUUACAAACCGGCUAGCACAUUCACGCCUCAAGCUUACAGCGAAGAAAGUUUCGCCUUCACAGACAGUUUAGGCGUGCACCAAAGACCAUUCAAUACAGCAGAAGAAGCAGAAUCCAGUGAACCGUACGACACUCGACAACAGCGAACAUCUCCGACUGCUGAUCCAGAACAUGGCGAAAUAUCCCGGAAUAUGUACGCAAAUCGGUUCUUCCGUAGUUUUCCGCAGCAACAACCACAAGCUUCUCCGUUAGAUUUGCGGCCAGCUGAAUCGCUGUUACGUCCAAAUCGUGUCGAGUUCCCCGGUCUGGUGAACAUCAAACAACCGACUCGGGAUGAGGUCACCAAGUUCGGAGACGUCAAUGGACCGGUAACAGCCGUUCAGCGGCCCUACAUCGACUAUGGUGAUGGAAAACGGUACCGGGCCUACGAUCCGAACUACUUCGUAGACAGUCCGUAUCAACCGAACAGGAGUCCUUACUUUCCGGCAAAACUUUUCGCGGAAUCUAGCCAAAAGAUCUACCAACCAUGGAAAACCCGGACACCAAGAGUGGUGUUCCCGCAGGGUGAUUUCAGCAGUCCAUCGGGAUUCGGAAUCGAUAAUGUUGUUUUCAGGGACCAGAAUUUCGGCCUCAACGAGCUGGCCGCGAUCCAGGAUGUGCGGAACGAGUUCGCCCAGGAUGACAUCAGUGACGAAAUUUCUUCCACCAGCAAAGAUCGAGCCGCCCAGUCCGUGUACAGACCGUUCCAAACCCCACAAAAACCCAAAUAUCCCAAGUCCCUACCGAAAGCACCUCACCCACCACAAAAACUAGUACAACAACAUCAACUACAACAACAACAAAGUCUUCAACUACUACCAUCGCACAAAAAGCCUCUCGGGGCGGAAACGGCCCUGGCCAUCCGGCAGCCCAAUCGACUAGUCGAGGGUGGCCCGGGGGGUCCAGGAGUCUUCCAGGGUCCAAUGUCUGGGGUCAAACCUUCGACGACGUCCCUUCGUUCCAAACCAAUCUCACACAAUCGAACUCGUACUCCAGUUGGUGGUGAUGGUGCAGGAGUUGCUGGAGGAGGAGGAGCAGGAGGACAUCCGAUUCGACCGGAACAUCCGCCGGUGGGUGCCCAGAUCAUUCGAGGGGGCGUUCGGUCCGAGAUGCAGUGUCAACACGAGGGCGGAACCUGCGAGUUCUUCCUGCUGUGCUGGAUGUCCGGGGGGCUGCUGCACGGAUCCUGCGGAGGUCUACUGAAGGGAUGCUGCCAUCGGACGGCCAAAUCGGCCAACAUCGGCAUCGACACCGGCAACACGAUCGAUCUAACAAAUCUUCCAAAUAACGAAUACGGUCCCAUUCAAAACGAUCCUAGCUGUGGCAUCUCGCUGGCAAAGCAGACGGCUCAGCGGCGGAUUGUGGGCGGUGACGAUGCCGGAUUCGGUUCGUUCCCCUGGCAAGCCUAUAUUCGAAUAGGCUCAUCGAGAUCUAUGCUUUCCAGAUGCGGGGGUUCGCUGGUAUCGCGGCGCCACGUGGUCACGGCGGGUCAUUGCGUGGCCCGGGCCACCCCGAGGCAGGUGCACGUGACCCUCGGGGAUUACGUGAUCAACUCGGCCGUCGAACCGCUGCCGGCCUACACCUUCGGGGUGCGCUCGAUCAACGUGCAUCCGUACUUCAAGUUCACCCCCCAGGCAGAUCGAUUCGACGUCGCUGUGCUGACGCUGGAGCGAACCGUGCACUUUAUGCCGCACAUUGCACCCAUCUGUCUACCGGAGAAGAACGAAGAUUUUCUAGGCAAGUUUGGCUGGGCGGCCGGAUGGGGUGCCCUGAAUCCGGGUUCCAGGUUAAGACCCAAGACGCUACAGGCGGUCGAUGUUCCAGUGCUGGACAACAGAGUUUGUGAACGGUGGCAUCGUUCCAACGGGAUCAAUGUGGUCAUCUAUCCAGAGAUGCUGUGUGCCGGCUAUCGAGGCGGCGGGAAGGAUUCCUGCCAGGGCGAUUCCGGUGGGCCGCUCAUGCACGAGAAGACCGGACGAUGGUUUUUGAUAGGUAUCGUGUCGGCGGGUUACUCUUGUGCCACGCGGGGUCAGCCUGGAAUCUACCAUCGCGUCGCCCACACCGUGGACUGGAUUUCACACAUCGUUCAGGCCAAUCCCUAAAUAGCUCUAAGAGUUUUCUCUUGAACUAGUGCUUAGCGCGUUUGUAAGCUGUAUGAACAGCCGAAAACAACAAAAUGGCAGCGAAAUAAAUGAACGAUGCCACACAAACCAAUAGCAGCUAUUCGUCGAAAUGGCAAAGGACAAAUGAAAAUGAUUGAAAAUAGAAUGAGGGAAAACACAACGGAGCGAUCACUAAGUCAUAAUGUUUUUAAACCAAGAAAACUAAGAAUUUCAUUCGCUCAGCUGAGACAGCUUGUAGGAUUUAAAACAGUUAACGUUUUGCUAGUUUUAUCCUUUUCCGCAAUCUCAAACAGGGUGUCGCAAAUAACUAAAAGUUGCGAGCGGAAAAGAUAAAAUUACGGAAUCGAGCAGCAAACACGUAUUUAUGUAUUUAUUACUUCUGAUGUAAAAAGUGAACGCUUGGACGUUAUUUUUAAAAAGGAAAUUCAAACGAUGAUUGCUAAAAUCCAUUCCGCUGAUUGUGUUAAUAUAUUUUUAAUGAAAAUUUAGCCUCCUUGAAGGGAUUUCCGGUUCCCUGUUGAUAAAAUAUCAAGAAAAACGCCCUCAUCUCAAGCGUAAUCUACUAAAUACCUGAUUGUGAUAUAUGUACGAGAACUAUACUAGGAGACUUGUGGGUGAUAGCGAAUGGCACGUUAGGGAACGUAAUUCUGCUGUUAAGAUGCAUCGAUAGAAGCAACACUGUAUAAAUAGGAUCAAGGUUUAUCGUAUAAGAUUGUUGAAAGUCGCCCACCAAAUCAGUGUGAAUGUAAAAACAAAAUUAAACAAAAAGAGUAAAAGACACUAAUAACAUGUUUCUGUGAAACUGUUCUAUUAGUAGCAAGUCUGUACGUAAUAAUGUAACACUACAACUUUAACAAUUACUCUACAAUUUUCUACAUUUAAAAAAAGAUAAUAUGGAAAAAAAAUUAGAAUACUAGAAUUCACAAACUAGCGAACACGAGCAGGCCAUCGUCGAAUUUCGAGCGCACGGUUCGAGCCAACUAAUAGGGAUCUUCACUUGGAGCUUUUGUGUUAUUUUUUAUGUAAAUACGUCAAUCCUAUCCUCAACUCUAAAGAAAAUCUUUCCUCUGUGGUAGUUCUAGUGAGCUUAGGUGACUCUUAAGUAAGUGCAAGUUUUUUAAAAUACAAAAAAAAACAGAAGAAAAAAUGAUAAGCGAAAUAGAAAGCGCAACAAAACGUUGCGCCAUCCAGCGAAAUGUGCUUCAAAGUAGGGUGAUCAGUCAAUCACAAAAUGACGCAUCGAAACAACCGAUUGUUACCAUCACGAGAACUGUAUGUAUUUUGUAAUAAAUAGAGAUGAUAUUUUAUGCUACCGAAA
This is a messenger RNA of Uranotaenia lowii, 5938 nucleotides long. RefSeq lists its product as uncharacterized. Gene Ontology annotation, molecular function: serine-type endopeptidase activity. Bases 1687 to 4599 code for a protein of 970 amino acids. The transcript is spliced from 10 exons. NCBI's taxonomy places the organism in Eukaryota, Metazoa, Arthropoda, Insecta, Diptera, Culicidae. Gene Ontology annotation, biological process: proteolysis. The record is from RefSeq and is a predicted model, not a curated record.